GUAGGUAGGUAGGUAGGUAGGUAGGUAGGUAGGUGGGUAGGUAGGUAGGUAGGUAGGUGGGUAGGUAGGUAGGUGGGUAGGUAGGUAGGUGGGUAGGUAGGUAGGUACGCGUAGGUAACCACAGGAAGAGAAUACUUUCACUGCCAAAGUAUGGUUGGGAGCCUUCGGGAAGGAUAAGAAGAAAGCUAAGCACGAGUGGGAACAACAAAGACGGUGAGAGUGAAACGGAUGGAGUAUAUCGGUGCAGUACCGUAUUGCUCUUCCGACUGUCAUUACCGGCCUUCACAUCUCAGUCAUUCGACUGUCGCCUAGUUACCGACAAAUUUCCAGCGCGAACGGUGUUCCAGACAGAAUUUCUUGACAGUGAUAACGUACGCGCGCACGUUAUAUUCAUCCAUUUCCGCGAUUGUUAGUGAACGGUUUUCGUGUUAAAAUCAGUGACGAUUGGAAUCGAAUGUUACCUGGAAUAUCAAUUUCCACGCUUUCGUCCUCCAAGUGAAGAAUUCUUAAAGGAUUGUUCGGCAAAUCUGUUCGCCGAACAGUGAUAAAAUAUCGGUGCAAUCUCAGUUGAAUUGCGAUAGAGUGCUGUCAAUGAUCGACGUGCGAGAGAACGACAUAAGUACAAACUUUGUACUAAAAUUUCAGUGUGUUAUGUGUAUGUUAAAAUAUGAUCCUUUUAUCUUGUGAUAAUUAUUUAUCAUUUUUUGUUUAUAUAGGAAUAAAUAAAUCGCAAAAAAUAAGCUGUUAAAACGAAUGUCACUACAAUUGGUUGCACAAAAAUACAUACAAGGAGAAUAGAAAUACAACAUAUUUCUUCAGGAUGUCUAACGUGUCAAUGAAUUAUUAAUGCUUCGUGAAAUUAUGCAUCAACGAAGAAGUGUGAAAGUGAUCUACCAGAAUCGAUAGAAGCGUCAUGAGGAUUAUAAAUGCUGACGUAUCCUUUGGUGUUCGUGGGACUGAAAAGAUCGGCACAAGGCCGCCCGACAUUCCAUUAUGACAAUCAACGAGACUACGAGAUCGCGAGACUAGAACAACUCAAGGAAUUCUAAAGACAAGAUCGAAUCGUUUUCUUCAGGAUGGUCUUCAGCGCUAUAGUGGUGACGUCCGCCUUGAAGGGCGCCAUUGGCCUGAUGGGCACGGGUUUAUGGCUCGUGCCGCUAUUGAUAGCGGGUCUCUCUUAUUAUCGUUACGAUCAGCUCGAUCCCGAGAGCCGACCGAUCGACAAGUACCCUCUGUACGCGGAAUACGAUUUCGUAGUUGUCGGCAGUGGUUCAGCCGGAGCGGUAGUCGCCAGUCGACUCUCGGAAAUACCAGAAUGGAAUGUGCUGCUUCUGGAAGCCGGCCCAGACGAGAACGAGAUCACGGACGUGCCGUCUCUAGCGGCAUACCUGCAGCUGACGAAGCUCGAUUGGAAAUACAAAACAGAGCCCACGGGCAAGGCUUGUCUAGCUAUGAAGGGCGGCCGUUGCAAUUGGCCGCGAGGCAAAGUCUUGGGAGGCAGCAGCGUGCUCAACUACAUGUUAUACGUUCGCGGAAACGCGCACGACUUCGACCACUGGGAGUCAUUGGGUAAUUCUGGCUGGGGAUACGAGGAGGUUCUCCAUUACUUCAAAAAGUCAGAGGACAAUCGCAACCCGUAUCUGCAGAAGAGCCCUUAUCACGCGACCGGCGGCUACCUGACGGUCCAAGAAUCGCCGUGGAAAACGCCUUUGGUGAUCGCCUUCGUUCAAGCCGGUGUAGAGAUAGGUUACGAGAACCGGGAUAUCAAUGGUGAACGACAGACAGGUUUCAUGAUAUCGCAGGGAACUAUCCGCAGAGGCAGCAGAUGCUCCACUGCGAAGGCAUUUCUGCGGCCCGUCCGACUACGUAAAAAUAUUCAUAUAGCUAUGAACAGCCACGUGACUAAAAUCAUAAUCGACCCGCUGACAAUGAAAGCGGUCGGUGUCGAAUUCAUUAGAGACGGCCGUAGACAGAUAGUUCGAGCGCGUAAAGAGAUCGUAUUGUCGGCGGGCGCAAUCAACACUCCUCAGAUUUUGAUGCUCUCGGGCAUCGGGCCGAAGGAGCACUUGCGACACGUUGGUAUCCCACUCGUCAAAGAUCUCCGGGUCGGCGACAAUCUGCAGGACCACAUAGGCAUGGGCGGCUUGACGUUCCUGAUUGACAAGCCGGUUGCCAUAGUUCAAGAUCGCUUCCAGGCGACUCCGAUGACGAUGCACUAUGUGGUAAACGGCAGAGGUCCCAUGACGACCUUGGGUGGCGUUGAGGGUUACGCCUUCGUUAACACAAAGUAUGCCAAUCAAUCCAUAGACUACCCGGACAUACAGUUCCACAUGGCGCCGGCCUCCAUCAAUUCCGACGCAGGUGUGCAAGUGCGGAAGGUCUUGGGAUUGACGGAUGAAGUGUACAACGCUGUCUACAGGCCGAUCGCCAACAGAGACACCUGGACUAUCAUGCCUCUGCUGCUGAGGCCCAAGUCCCGAGGUACCAUACGACUACGAAGCUCUAAUCCUUUUCAUAGCCCCGUCAUCAACGCGAAUUAUUUUUCCGAUCCCAUGGACAUCGCCGUUCUGAUCGAGGGUGCGAAGCUCGCACUCCGAGUAAGCGAGGCAAAGGUAUUCAAGCAAUUCAGCUCGAGGCUCUAUCGCGCCAAACUGCCGGGAUGCAAACACCUCAAGUUUGGUUCAGACGCCUACUGGGAAUGCCACAUUCGACACAUCUCCAUGACGAUUUACCAUCCCGUAGGCACUGCCAAAAUGGGACCAUCGACGGAUCCCACCGCCGUAGUGGAUUCAAGAUUGAAAGUCCACGGGGUCUCGGGCCUUCGAGUCAUCGACGCGUCUAUCAUGCCGACAAUUACCAGCGGGAACACGAAUGCUCCUGUUGUUAUGAUCGGCGAGAAAGGUGCCGAUCUUAUCAAGCAGGAUUGGUUAGCCGUCGCCACUAGCCGAUCGUGAAAGUAUAUGUGAGCCAAAGAUGGACGUUGAGAGGGGAGUGAUGAUUCCGCUUGGAAUACGAUAAUUGUUCGUCUCGUUUCAAACGUUUCCUUUACACGUGAGCGUAACGCGCGAGUGAUCAUUAGUGUAGCUAAUAAGAGAGGCGUAUCGAUAGGUGUUUACCAUGGAAUAUUUCUUGUACAUCGCUUACUUCGCUGUUUACUAUGGAUUAUUUCCUGUGUAUCGUAUACACAUGUACGCACACAUAUGCUGUGAUCUGAAUACAUAAUCGAUCGACUGCAUUAUCGUAAACAUAUGGCGUAAUAUGUUUGGUUCAUUUAGCACGUUCUUUACAAACUUUUUAUAAUAAGACAGAAACUCGUGUAUCUUCAGAUAUUUACGAGAUAUUCAUGAGAUAUAUCACGUAAAUAUCGAUUGAUUUAUUACACUUGCGUAAUGCGAUUCGCAAAGAUGUUCGACGUGUAACAUUAUCGUUCGCUGGCCAAUCUUUCAUUGUUUUACAGAUGUUUGAAAAAUUGUUUAGCGAGGUACCGGCUGUAUUCAGUACAAUGACCGUUCACUGAGAAUUGAGUGUAUUUUUAGAUUUAACUGGUGAUACAUUUAUACAUUUUUUAACAGAUCUAAAAGUAUCUAUCAAUAAGAUCGAAGCUUUCCCUAAGCGUUUAUUGAAUGAUCUUUGUACUAGAUAUAUCUGUUAUUAGUGCCAGAUACUUUAUUUCUUUUUACACUCAUCUAUCUAUUAAUUAUCUAUCUAUCUAUUAGUUAUAACGACAAGAACUUCAGAUGCUGACACGAUAAUGCACAUUGGUCAAUGUCAAACUAAUAAUAUGCAUGAUGUGCGAAGUAUUCCUUUCAGUCAAAUAUUUUUCAAGCGUUGUAUCUUGGAAAAGAUUAUUUAGUCAACUCGGUCGAUAUUCUCUUAUUCCAUAUGACGCAUACUAACCAUUCUAUUAAUCUGUCGUAAAAAACAAAUUUUUGUAUGUUAUAGAAUUAUUGUAUCGAUAAUAAUGGAAGGAAGGAAAAAAUUAAUUUUAAAAACCUGGUCACACUGUAUUUCAUCUUCACAAGAAUUUAAUGGCAUCCAUAUGUUGUGCACAUGUUGUGAUGUAAUGAAAUAUAAAUGAUCUGUUAUCUAUUGCUGUAGUUAUUGGAUAAGAAAGUUUCAAUGAUAAAACUUUGUAGGCCAGUUCAAGCAUGGAAUCGCGAAAUUAUAUCGAAACAAUACGUGAUACAAUACGUGAAAAUUGUUAAAUUUUCUCAGGUAUAAUUUAGAGUUUUUCAAUUUUUUUUGUUUCGUGCCAUACGAUAGUUUAGCGUAUAUUAAAAAAAUGAAUGAAGAAUCUCACUUCGUUCUAAAUAUAUACGUUUAUAUAGUUUAUGCAGUAGCACGAUAAUUAAUUAUUUGCAGCCGUAAUAAGCAAAUAAGAUAUUAGAUAUGUUGAUUUAUUGUUUACAUAAAAUGUUAAAAAGCAUUUUUACGAAUUAAUCUCAUGAAUUUAAAAAUUGUUGAAGAUGUUUUUCGUUGUAAAAUAAAUGAUGUUAU
Molecule: messenger RNA, 4497 nt
Organism: Odontomachus brunneus
Lineage: Eukaryota; Metazoa; Arthropoda; Insecta; Hymenoptera; Formicidae
Product: glucose dehydrogenase [FAD, quinone]
Exons: 2
Coding region: 1077-2954 (625 amino acids)
Molecular function (GO): flavin adenine dinucleotide binding; oxidoreductase activity, acting on CH-OH group of donors
Source: RefSeq, a predicted model, not a curated record